AUGCUGGCAAUCCACCACACUGCCUCAUACACUGCAACCAACUCUAACCUCCACAUUAAGUCCGACUUGAAAUGGUGCAUUGACACACUCUGCCACAACCUGAACACCCUUGAAGACCUAGACUAUAUACAUGCCAAACAUCAAUACAUCACCAAAUUGAUGGUAAGUGCCCUAAGAAACAGAACUCACCCAACCUCCUUUGAAUGGCUCAAAGGCCACAUGGGCAUCCAAGGCAGUGAAGAAGCAGACUCCCUGGCUGCACAAGGCACCCAAGAAGCCCUGGACCCAGGCCCACCUGUGAACCCUCCACCUCCUCAUGUACCCAGCAGUGUUGCCUGCCUAUCCUCCCUGACACAAUCCAUGGCAACAAAACUAAUAUGCAGAAUGAGAGUAGCAAAAAUGACCAAACACAGAGAUAGAGUGGCAGGAAGCAUCACUCACAUACAAUCCACCCUCGAGAGCAUAGAAAACAACAUCCCUGCACAAGACAGAAUCUGGAAAAGUUUAAACAGCAACCAAAGGGACACAUCCCCGGAAAUCAGAAACUUUCUAUGGAAACUCACCCACAAUUGCCUCAAGAUAGGCAACUACUGGUUGAGAAUCCCCAAAUAUGAACACCACAGUGAAUGUGAGCACUGUCAACAAAUGGAGACAAUAGACCACAUACUGUUUGAAUGCCCACAGAACCAUGGCAAAAGGCUUUGGACCAUUGCC
This is a messenger RNA of Cantharellus anzutake, 714 nucleotides long. RefSeq lists its product as uncharacterized. Lineage: Eukaryota; Fungi; Basidiomycota; Agaricomycetes; Cantharellales; Hydnaceae. The record is from RefSeq and is a predicted model, not a curated record. The transcript is spliced from 2 exons. Gene Ontology annotation, molecular function: RNA-DNA hybrid ribonuclease activity; nucleic acid binding. The annotation marks the transcript as partial.